Messenger RNA from Drosophila navojoa, 2666 nucleotides. RefSeq lists its product as uncharacterized. Gene Ontology annotation, biological process: cobalamin transport. Lineage: Eukaryota; Metazoa; Arthropoda; Insecta; Diptera; Drosophilidae. Gene Ontology annotation, molecular function: cobalamin binding. The record is from RefSeq and is a predicted model, not a curated record.
ACAAAAGCAAGAGCAACAACAACAAGAUUAGCCAUUCAUAAUUUAUUGAUUGUGCGAGCCAAUGUGUGUGCGCGCACAACUACAGUCACAACAACUAAUAUUUGAACAGAGUUAAACAAACGUCGCCUAGUCCUGGCAUAAAAAAUCAAUAGACAUCAGUGGCAGCAGCAGCAGCAGAAGCAGCAAUAACAAGACAAGACAACGACAACAACAACAACAACAACGAGAGGCCACAAAACGCAGCAAUAGCAACAACAACAAUAGCAAUAGCAAUAACGGAUAAUAGACGACAAACAUACAAAGCGCAAAGCGACCGAGCACGAGAGCGACAGCCCGAGCAGAGAGUGAGAAAGGGAGUGACAAAGACUUAGCAGCUGACUGAGCAUAAUCAUAAAAGGAAUACCAACAGCAACACCAACAACAACAAAGAUGCAUUCACUGCCGCUGCUGUUGCUGCUCAUCGCGCUGCCGGCGCUGACGCUGACUGAGAACGCAACGCUGCCCGCUGUCGAAGCCGGCGUGCUGGGCAGUCCCAGCUUUACUUCGAGCACAGCCGCGCCGCUGCCUCAGCAGCCCCUGGGCGCUGACUACGACAACUUUACCGUUAGCACCGGCAGCGGCAACAGCAACAGCAGCGAUGCCAGCGCUGAGCAGAGCAACAACAGCAACAGCAACAACAGCAGCACUAGCAGCAGCACUAGCAGCAGCACCAGCAGCAGCAGCAGCGCAGCGACAGCAGUGACGACAACGACAACAACAACUAGCAGCGCUGCCGCUACGCUGGCCGCCAUUGAGCAGCAGCAGCAGCAGGAGACCACGUCCAGCGUCGGCGCCGCUGUUGCAGCGCUGCCGCCCACAGGUAACGGCAACGGCAACGGCACGGCAGAGUCAGCAGCGACUGCGACGUCGACUGCGGCAGCGCCGCCGCACGAGAUAAUUGGCUCGGCCACGCCCAACAAAGGCGAGCAGGAGGCGAUUUUGCGUGCCUUGGAUUGGCUGAAGGAGAAACGCGCCUCGGACUAUGGCUGGGGCAACGACACGCACGUGGUGAUCCUGGCCAAGGAGCUCUCCGGCGGCCGGGAUCCCAAUGAGAGUGCCGAUGCCCAUCUGCAGGUGAUACAGGAGCUGGAGGACAUGCUCUCCGUGAAGGAGAUGGAAAUCGAGAUCCUGGCCAUGCUCGAUCGCCACCAUACGCUGCCCAAGCCGCUCAAUCUGGACAAGCUGGCACGGUAUGUGCUGGCCCUGGGCUCUCUGUGCAAGGAUCCCAAGCAUUUCCAUGGACACGAUUUAGUGGCCACGCUGCAGCAUCACGAGCCCGCCCAGGACAUCGAGUUCGCCCUGACCACCCUCUCCGCCUGCAGCUCGGCAGCGCAUGUGCGCAAGCGCCAAAUACGCCGGCUCCUGGACAUAGCCAGCGGCGUGACGGACCAGAGCGUCGAUGCCAUCGCCAUGGUGAUCCUGGCGCUGCGCUGCAUCGUGACCGACCAUCGUCAUCGCCACCUGCAGCACUUUGUGCGCCGGCCGGCCCGCGGCCUGGCCAGCCUGCAGGAUCAGCGCGGCAGCUUCGGCUCGCUGCGCAGCACAGCGCUGGCCAUGCAGGCGCUCCAGGAUCUGGAGUACGAUCCGGCCGGCCACUGGAAUCGCACGGCUGCCUCACGGUACAUACUGAGCAGGCAGCGCGCCGACGGCGGCUGGAGCGAGGAGCCGCUCCAGGACGGCCAGGAGCCGGACAUUGGCGUCGGCCUCACCGCCGACAUCAUCCUGGCCCUCGGCUGGAAGGGAUUGGGCGCAGUGCGCGCCCUCCAAUGCGACCAUGUCAUACGCGAGAGCAGCGAUCCCACAGAGAACGGUGAACCAAAGCUGGCGUUGCCCUUCGGACUGAGCUCCUCGGCCGAGGAGUCGGACGCCAAGAACAUCUCGUACACCUACACCCUCUGGGUGGGCUCCAAUGUGACCGAGGCCUUCUCCCUCUCCCUCGUCUCGCCAAAGAACACGAGCUUCUUCAAGGCCAUGACACAGGCAGCCGAAAUGGAUCCAAGAUUCAUUUUCGAGGCGCGCGAGUGGCCCAAUGGGCAUUAUGUGCACACGCUCUAUGGCAAGAACGAGGAACCGCGAGGAUAUCACUAUUGGCUGCUAUACAGAUUGCCCGAACUACCCGAUCCAAAUAAUACGCCUGGGAAUCAGCUUAUUGCGCCUGUUGGUGUCGAUGAGCUAAUGGUCGAGGAUGGCGAGCAUUAUCUAUAUUGGUAUAAGAAACUUUAAGCACGCGACACGAUUUGCCGGCCUUAGUCCCUAAAAACUAAAGUUAAGCCACUAACUAGCAGGAUACUCCAAGGAUAUAUAACAACAACAAGAAGAACAACAACAGCAACAGCAACAACAGCAGCAGCAGCAACUAUAACAUUUUCUGCAUCUAUGCAUUAUGUGUAUAGCUCUCUAUAUACGUAUAUACAUAUAUAUAAUGAUAUACGUAUAUGAAAGAAGUACACGCGAGUAUAUAUAGCAUUAUAUGCAAGCAUUAUAUAUACAUAUAUACAUACAUAUAACUGAAUAAUAAUGGCGUAAUCAAAACUACAUUAACCUAUCCCCUGCCCCCUCAUACACACACCCACAUACACACAGACAUCAAUAUAUGUAUACAAAUAUGCCCUAGCUUCAAACUAAGU